AUGUACUCACAACGCCCGUUAUCAUAUGCCCCAACUCCCUACAGCUACACGCCAAACCCGGCACGAUCGGCCUCAAUCAAUCUCGAUGAGGAAGUGAAACUGGUUUCCAGCUCGGGCGAACGCGAUCUUUAUGAAUCACUUGCCGAGAUCUACAGUAUCAUUAUCACCCUCGACGGACUUGAAAAGGCCUACAUCAAGGACGUGGUCACGGAGGCGGAAUACACCGAAACAUGCACGAGGCUUCUGAAGCAAUACAAAUCCAGUCUGGGUGAUGAAUCUGUGUCACGGGAAUUUGUGGAUUUGGAAACAUUUAAGAGAACUUGGGAUUGUCCUCGCGCAACCGAACGACUCCGCAUCGGUCUCCCCGCAACCGUCGAGCAGGCUUCACACGGUGCACCUGCGGCAAAUUCGGGAGCGUCGGGGAGUGCAACUGGUGCAUCGGGUAGUCUCAUCUUGGCUGCAACGGAAAACUUUAUCACGUUCCUCGACGCAUUGAAGCUGAACAUGGUCUCGAAGGAUGCGCUGCAUCCACUGCUGUCGGAGGUGAUCCAGUCAGUCAAUAAAGUGACAGCUGGAGAAUUUGAGAAUCGUGGCAAGAUCAUCCAGUGGUUGAUUGCGCUGAAUCAAAUGCGGGCGACGGAAGAGCUUAGUGAGGAUCAAGCCCGGGAACUUGCUUUUGAUAUUGAGCAGGCCUACCAAGGGUUCAAGGCCACAUUGAACUAA
Molecule: messenger RNA, 723 nt
Organism: Penicillium canariense
Lineage: Eukaryota; Fungi; Ascomycota; Eurotiomycetes; Eurotiales; Aspergillaceae
Product: ESCRT-I subunit protein VPS28
Exons: 3
Coding region: 1-723 (240 amino acids)
Biological process (GO): protein transport to vacuole involved in ubiquitin-dependent protein catabolic process via the multivesicular body sorting pathway
Cellular component (GO): ESCRT I complex
Molecular function (GO): protein-containing complex binding
Source: RefSeq, a predicted model, not a curated record